Molecule: messenger RNA, 1083 nt
Organism: Phaeoacremonium minimum UCRPA7
Lineage: Eukaryota; Fungi; Ascomycota; Sordariomycetes; Togniniales; Togniniaceae
Product: putative yl1-domain-containing protein
Exons: 2
Coding region: 1-1083 (360 amino acids)
Biological process (GO): chromatin remodeling; regulation of DNA-templated transcription
Cellular component (GO): nucleus
Molecular function (GO): ATP-dependent H2AZ histone chaperone activity
Source: RefSeq, a predicted model, not a curated record
AUGGCGACAAGCGACAACACACCAUCUCGCCGGGACGAGUCAUCCGACUCAGACGACAGCGACACCGGCAGCGAUAACGGAAGCGAGUCCGGGAGCCAGACGCAGCAGGUGGAAUGGCUGGCGACCGGCCGCGCGAAGCGGUCCACCGCCGGCAACCGCAUGAAGUCCAUGCUCGCCAACGAGGAGCCUGCAGCUGAUGACUCCGAUCUGGAGCUUCUGUUCGCCGAGGACGAAGAUGACGCCGGAUUCACGGACGCCGACAAGGAUGACGCGUCGGAUGUUCAGAUGGACUCUUCUUCCGACGAUGAGGAUGAGAACGCCGCCGCUGCGGACGAUGACGAGGGCGAGAAGGAGCUCCAGCGCCAGGCGAAAGAGAAGAAGGCGGCGAUGAGAAAACGAAAGGCCCAAGAGGCGAUACCCAUCAAGUUCAGGAAGAAGGUCAGGAUAAGCCAACCAGCCGCUGGACCGAGCGCGACGACUGCACCGCCGCCCCGGCCCAAGAAGAAGUCAGAAAGGGCGAGCUGGCUUCCAUCACCUGCAGACCUCCCGACACGGUCGUCCGAGCGACAGACGACGAGAAUGAGCAAAGAGCAGCUCCAUCAGCAAAUGAUCGAGCGGGAGAUCAAACGCAAGAAGCAGGUGGAGAUAAUGGAGAAGAAGGCCAAAAAGUUAGAGGCCCUUAAGAAACCUCCAAUGACACAAGCCGAGCGUCUUAAAGAGGCCGCUUCCGUGGAAAAGAGGAACUCGAAGAGCUUAAACAGAUGGGAGGAGGCAGAGAAGCAACGAGAAGAGGAGCGGAAGGCCAAGCUGGCGGCCUUGAACAAUCGCCGUUUGGAGGGGCCGGUUGUGACGUUCUGGAGUGGUAUCGUUGAUCUAAGCGAAACCCAGCUGAAGAAUGUUGGAAAGAUGGUAUCCAUGGAGGACAAGCCUAGAAAGAAGAGGCAAUCCGCCGCCGCUGCGAAGGCGGACGCGGAAGCCAAGGCUUCAGAACAGACAACGCCAGUGCCAACGACGACACCACAAGAGACGCAUGGCCUCGGAGCCGGCUGCGUCAGCGCCGCCGGUUCCAAGCGUUGCUCCUGA